CCUCUCUCCGAGAAGUCAGGAUGAAGUAGCUUCCGGGCGACAGGGUACCAGCAGUAAACAUGGCGGAGGAACUGCUGGAAACAGUGGACAGACUUCAGUCCCGGCUCCAGGAGAAUCCGGAGCCUCGAAAGCUUUUAAAGACUUUGAAAAGACUGGGGGAGCUGCCGAUGACUGUGGACAUACUGGUGGAAACUGGAGUGGGGAAGACUGUGAAUUCCUUCAGGAAACAUGAAGUAGCUGGAGAGGUUGCAAAAUGCCUCGUAGCCAAAUGGAAGAAGCUGGUUCCUCAGUCUGCAGACAGACCGACCAACAGUUACCCUAAAGAGAUACCACGGUCACAUGGACACUCAAGAGGGCCAGAGGGAGCCGGGGGAGGCCACAGACGAACCCGGGAGCCGUCCCCUGAAGAGGAGCCCUCCUACAUGGAGGAAGAAGAGGAAGAAGAAGAGGAGAGAGAUUAUCAUAGAAACUACUCGCCCUCGCCUCCUCAACACGAGCAGUACAGCCCUCCACAGAGAGGAGGAUACCACUCGGACGAAUACGAGAGCCCCGAGCCGGAGCCUGAGCCGAGUCCCCCUCCUCCUCCUCCCCGUAAAGACGUCCGCCACGCCAAACCAAGCAAAGAACCGAGCAGAAACCACAACCACGGCGACAGAAACAGAGACGAGGAGAGACGGCAACGCCACAUUCAGACGAGUAGUGAUAGAGGAGGAGGAGAGGGGAAGAAACGCAGCACAGACAGAGAGAGACAACAGAGUCCAGUACAGAAGUCUGCAAAACACAGCAAGAAGUCCACCACACAUGAGAGUAAGAGGGAGGAGAAGAAGAAAGGAGACGAUGGGCGACCCCGGGCGCCGAAGGACUCUCCAUCCAAAGAGGAGGAAGAAGAAGACUUUGAGACUCCCACCAUGUCCUUCGAGUCUUUCCUCACGUACGAUGCUCCAUCUGUGAAGAAGAAGAAGAAGGCUUCGUCAUCGUCAUCAUCAUCCACGUCACACAGUCGGCCAAGUCAGUCUGCUUCCUCCACGUCGUCAUCCCAUCACACUCGCACCCCUCAGCCUGCACCCUCCUCCUCCUCCUCUAAAGCCAACAAAGCUAAUGGUACUCAGAGCAGCAAGAGGCCGCACUCAGGCUCCAGCUCAGCAGCAGCAACACCUGAGAAACGAAAGAGGGUUGUUGAGGCGGUUCCCACUCUUCCUGAUAUCCCUCUGCCAGCAAUUCAACCAAACUACAGACCGCUGCCCUCCAUCGACGUCACACCGCUGUCUCCACAGAGACGGAAAGUUCCUGCCUACAACGACGAGGAGGACGCCGGCUUCACAGGGAAGCGGUUUAACUCAAAGAUGGUUGUCUACUCGGGAUCAAAAACGUCAUAUUUACCCAAGAUGAUGACUCUGUAUGAGCAGUGCAUCCGUGUGCUGCAGAACAACAUCGACUCUAUCGCUGAAGUGGGAGGAGUGCCGUUUGAGAUCCUGGAACCAGUACUGGAGCGAUGCACGCCAGAACAACUGUACCGCAUUGAACAGAGUAAUCAGUGGUUUACAGAGGACUCUGACGAGCUGUGGAUGCGUCACUGUCAGCGGGACUUUAAGCGAGAGUCUCCUCAGGAGUACGAAUCCUGGAGAGAGCUGUACCUUAGACUUCACGAUGAACGCGAGGAGCGGCUGAGGAUGCUCACUCAGCACAUUUCCGCUGCACACGCCAACAAGCCAAAAGUGAGGACGGCUAAGAUAGCGUUUGUGAAUUCUGUUGCGAAGCCGCCACGGGACGUCCGCCGCCGACAGGAGAAGUUUGGCACCACAAGUGGUUCAUCUACAGCAGCAUCCACUGCAGCAGCAGCUCCUAUCAAAAUAAGACCAGCUACCACAGACUACCAUGGUGAAUCAAGCCGCUCCUCCUCCUCGCAACACAACGCUCAGCCCAGCUCAUCUCGCUCCUCAGCACCGAGUGGAGGAGGAGGAGGGGGAGGGGGAGGGGGAGGAGGAGGAGGAGGAGGAGGAGGGCAUGCUGCCCGGGACAAACCACAGGUCAAAAAAAUCGCCCCCAUGAUGGCCAAAACUAUCAAAGCUUUCAAGAACCGAUUCUCCCGACGAUAGUGUGAAUGAGGCUGAAUGUAUUUAAUGAAUUCCAACUGUUUUUAAUUUAAGUUUUAAAAAAUGACCUGAAAACCUGCAGACAUAUACACAUGACAUGAUCUCCACCUGCCUAAAACCCCUAUGGACUGAAAAGAAUUGGUGGAUUUUUAAGAAAAUUUAAUUUAAUUUAGUAGGUGGCAUUUGUUUUACGGGUCCAUAAAUAAGUAUUUAAAUCACAAAUUACUGUCACUGGGUGUCACAUCUGAGCACUCACUUUUCAAAGGUUUAAAGGACACGUGCAUUCAAAUGUAGUCUGUUACUUUUGUUGCUUUUUAGCAGAUAUUUUACAAGGAAAAUGAUAAGAUUUGCCCCCGUUUCAUGUAUGUACUCUUAAUAUGAAGCUACAGCCAGCAGCAUCUUAGCUUAGCUUAGCUUAAGCAUAGAGACAGGGUUAGCCUAAACAAUAUUAUCCAUCUGAAACCUCUAAAUCUCCAAACAUUUGUUGAAUUAUUUGAAACUAUAAGCGUAGCUACUUGUUGACCAAACCGUUGGCUGCAGGAGCAACUGGCAGUUUCUAACAGUCAGAUGUUUCUACAUAACCUCCUGUACCACAGACUGUAGUUAUACUACACAUAGCUAACUAAACAUGUUAGUAGGUGAGGUUUAGAUUUAUUAGGGCACUGACUUUGCUGCUUGGCUAGCUGUUCCCCUUUGUUUCCAUUCUCUAUGCUAAGCUAAGCUAACUGCCUCCAGGAUGUAGCUCAGUUUUGAUUGAUUUUCUGCUCCAGUGUUUGGUAAACAAGCAGGAAUAUGUAUUUCUGAAAAUAUCAAACUUUCCCUUCAUGGUAUAUGAAGUUAGUUUCUUUUUAUUAUGAUCAAAUGACACUACAUGAGGUAGAAAUGUUUGUUUUUUAUUUUUACUUUUUUUGAAAGGCAUGCGUGGUCUACAGUGGCAUUAAGAUUCCAACAGAGACAUCAAAGAGUCGGUUAAAGACCUUUAAUUUAAAAAAAAACAAACAUGUUUUAUCACGUCUUAAGCAGUGAUUCUUUUAUUUUAAUGUGUAGGGAUGAAUUGCUAUCAGUGACUCCCUUCCCCAAGCACACACACACAGGCACAACGUAGACUUGUUUUAACCCUCGUGUGGCUUCAGAUCAUGUUUUCCUGCUGUCAAAUGUGUGUAUCUUUGUUUAUAUCUGCUUCACUGUGACUAAAAAGUUUGAGCAAGGGCUGAUGAGUCAGUAGGAAGAAAAACGAAGGAAAGAGAGAACAAUAAGGAAGAGCUUAAAUAGGAAGAGAGCAGCAUCAGUCCACAACAUUGAUGAAAUGUAUUUAUUUUCAACACUGGGACCUGGUACCCCAUGAAACGGGCCUGAAUGAAAGUAGAUUCAAAAUUGUAAUUUUAUUAGAUUUUAAUAAAUGUUAUAUGGUCAUUUUUAUUAAAAUUGACUUUUGCC
Messenger RNA from Cheilinus undulatus (humphead wrasse), 3530 nucleotides. It is a transcript of the gene eloa, whose product is annotated as elongin A. The record is from RefSeq and is a predicted model, not a curated record. Gene Ontology annotation, biological process: transcription elongation by RNA polymerase II. Bases 60 to 2096 code for a protein of 678 amino acids. Gene Ontology annotation, cellular component: elongin complex; nucleus. The transcript is spliced from 12 exons. NCBI's taxonomy places the organism in Eukaryota, Metazoa, Chordata, Actinopteri, Labriformes, Labridae. Gene Ontology annotation, molecular function: protein binding.